Molecule: messenger RNA, 1185 nt
Organism: Colletotrichum spaethianum
Lineage: Eukaryota; Fungi; Ascomycota; Sordariomycetes; Glomerellales; Glomerellaceae
Product: isovaleryl-CoA dehydrogenase, mitochondrial
Exons: 1
Coding region: 1-1185 (394 amino acids)
Biological process (GO): L-leucine catabolic process
Molecular function (GO): 3-methylbutanoyl-CoA dehydrogenase activity; flavin adenine dinucleotide binding
Source: RefSeq, a predicted model, not a curated record
AUGACAAGUGUUCGAGCAUUCAGAUUGUUGGCGCGACCGGCGCGUCAAUUGCGACCCCUCGCCGCCCCGGCCCUUCAGACCCGACACCACUCCUCCAAGCACCCCAAGGGGUUUGAGGCACCAUCACAAGCCGACCUUGUCGAGCUGCGCGAGCGUGUGCAGGACUUUACAAGGCGCGAGAUCACGGAGGAGGUCGCCGCGAACACGGACAAAAGCAAUGCAUUUCCCAACGAGAUGUGGCAAAAGCUGGGUGAGGCUGGUUUCCUGGGAAUGACGGCCGACGAAGACGUCGGUGGUCUAGCCAUGGGUUAUCAGGCGCACUGCGUCGUCAUGGAGGAGAUCUCGCGUGCUUCCGGCUCAAUCGGUCUCAGCUAUGCGGCGCACUCCCAAUUGUGCGUCAACCAGCUCCAGCUCAACGGAUCUCCGGAACAGAAGCAGAAAUACCUCCCCGGGCUGAUUGCCGGUACAAGUGUCGGUGCGCUGGCAAUGUCCGAGUCUGGGGCCGGAAGCGAUGUGGUGAGCAUGAGGACAACAGCGACAGCCGUCGACGGCGGCUACGUCCUGAACGGCUCCAAGAUGUGGAUCACCAACGGCCCGGAUGCCGAUCUCAUCGUCGUCUACGCUAAGACGGAGCCCGACAAAGGCUCCAAGGGCGUUACGGCAUUCAUCGUCGAGACGAAGACUAAGGGCUUCAGCUGCGCGAGAAAAUUAGACAAGAUGGGUAUGCGAGGCAGCAACACCGGCGAGCUCAACUUUGACUCCGUCUUUGUGCCCAAGGAGAACGUCCUCGGCAAGAUCAACGGCGGCGUGCGGGUGCUGAUGGAAGGUCUUGACCUCGAACGCCUCGUUCUCAGCGCUGGGCCGCUGGGCAUUAUGCAAGCUGCGCUGGACGUGGCCUUGCCCUUCACCCACCAGCGUAAGCAGUUCGGCAUCCCCAUCGCCCAGAACCAGUUCAUCCAGGGCAAGCUGGCGGACAUGUACACAAAGCUUCAGGCGUCUCGUGCCUACACCUAUGCCACAGCCAAGACCGUCGACGAGGAGGGCUCGAUUCGGACACAGGACUGCGCCGGUGCUAUUUUGUAUGCUGCCGAGAGAGCGACAGAGUGCACUUUGGACAGCAUUCAGCUUCUUGGCGGUAUGGGGUACGUGGAGGAGAUGCCAGCUUCCAGACUUUUGAGAGAGUAA